Messenger RNA from Bemisia tabaci, 1564 nucleotides. The record is from RefSeq and is a predicted model, not a curated record. NCBI's taxonomy places the organism in Eukaryota, Metazoa, Arthropoda, Insecta, Hemiptera, Aleyrodidae.
GAUAAUCUCGGUCAUAACCGAGAAUGCCUCCAAUCGGAACUUAUUCCGCCGGGAAACUAGUAGAUGAAUUAGCCUCGAAGUGUGAUCCUCAUUAUUAAAAUUAAUAUUCGAUGAUAAUUUUUUCGUGUGACGUCAUCGCUGAAUUUCACUCGGUCUCCACGUCUCAUUGAAUGAAGACAGCGUGCGCAAAAACCAAGGAUUAAAAAGGAUGGUGGAAACAGCGACGGAGACCUCUUGCAAGAGCCGAACGUUGAGUCCCGCGAUGGACGAGCCUCCGAGGAAGAACAUGGACCCGAAGAACACAAACCCGGAGAAGGACGACUACAUGGACUUCGAGGACGACAUCAACGACCUGGUCCGCUCGAUGCCGAUCCGCCGAGCGGAGGACCGACCCCCCCGCACCGAGAUCGUCUGGAUCCCGAACGCCCUGGGUUUCCUAGCGCUCUACGUGGCGAGUCUCUACACGAUCUACCUCUUCUUCUUCGACUCCAAGUGGCCCACGAAAGCCUGGAUGAUCCUAUUGAUGGUAUUUGCUGGACUGGUGACAACCAUGGGUUCCCACAGACUGUUUACUCAUCGAAGCUACAAAGCUGUUCCCGGGCUCAGGGCGUUCCUAGUAUUCAGCCAAGUUCUUACCGCGCAAAACUGCCUGUGGGUGUGGGUGCGGGACCACCGGCAGCACCACAAGUACAGCGACACGGACGCCGACCCGCACAACGCCAGCCGCGGGUUCUUCUUCUCCCACGUCGGCUGGCUCAUGGUCCGCAAACACCCCGACGUCAUCGCCAAAGGGAAACUCGUCGACAUGUCCGACAUGAACGCAGACCCGCUCGUCAUGUUCCAGAAAAAGUACUACAAAUCCUUGUUCACCCUCCUGGCAGUGAUAAUACCUACAGCAAUUCCAUACUACCUGUGGGGCGAGGAUCUGAUGACGUCAUUCAUGAUGUCGAGCUUAGGUCGAAUUCACAUCACAAAUAACUUGGUUUGGCUGGUGAACAGCUGGGCCCAUAUUAUUGGAACAAGACCGUAUUCAGGGAGCAUCCUGCCUUCGGAGUCGUUCUUCGUGGCGGUGGUGGCGCUGGGCGAGGGGUGGCACAACUUCCACCACACCUUCCCGUGGGACUACCGCACGGCCGAGGCCGGGAAGUGGCCCAACCUGACGACGACGCUCAUCGACUUCUGCGCGCGGCGCGGGUGGGUCCACGACCGGAAGGCCGUCACCACGGAGAUGCUCAUCAACCGGGUGGUCAAGCGGGGCGACCACACGCACCCCCUCUUCGGCGACAAGACCCAGGACAUCGUCGACAAGGUCAACGAGGUCAAGCUCGCCAGGGAGGUCACCGAACAACAGGUCGAGGAGGACAUGAAACUCGUGGGCCGCCUCAGUGCCGAUGCCAGGAGUAAAGCGUAGCGUUUGCAUGCCGAAGAUAAAAUAUGCCUGAAGAGGCGGCAGUAGUCUGCCGUCCCAAGGAGGAGCGUCGUAUGGCCUUCAGACGUUGCCAAAUUUCCUUCGAUAAAACCCAAAUUUACAGGGAAAAUUGUGAAUGUAUUUUUUUUUUAAUUU